Menidia menidia (Atlantic silverside) is the source of this 2265-nucleotide messenger RNA. NCBI's taxonomy places the organism in Eukaryota, Metazoa, Chordata, Actinopteri, Atheriniformes, Atherinopsidae. The record is from the annotation of a GenBank genome assembly.
AUGCGCGGCAGCCUGAAGCUGGACUUCAGACGUGGGAAACGCUCUUAUACCGGUGCGCUCACAGAUACCAUGGCAGCUUUUACUGCUUCAUGCGCCAACAUCAACACCAUGAGCAGCUCCAUGGCCCAGAGCGGCUGGCAAAGACGGGGAAGCGGCGAGGAAGUGGGCACGCGUGAGAGUGACCAGAGAAGGAGCAGGAAUGGGCACGUGGAACAAGACACAAUCCAGGAGAAAACCUUUGAGUUCUUCCAGAUGUGUGACAUCGAGAGCAAGGGCUUCAUCACCCAAAGAGACAUGCAGAGACUGAAUGGUGAGCUUCCUCUUAGUGCGGAGGACCUGGAGAACGUGUUUAACACUCUGGAUUCUGACGGCAAUGGAUUCCUCACCCUCGAUGAGUUCUCCUCAGGCUUCAGCGCAUUUUUGUUUGGCCAGAGAAUUCCGCUUGAGGAAGGUGUUGGAGAGAAAAAGCCUGUUAAAAGCCUACCAGAAGUCCUCUACCAGUCCCAGUGGGAGGAAAGCCCUGCAAAAGAAGUUGAGGAUGAGGAGGAAAAACACUUUUCUAUGCUUAUGGAGAACCUUGGAGCCAACAGUGUCUUUCAGGAUCCUGUAGAAAUGCGCAGCCUUUGGGCCCAGCUGCGCCGGGACGAACCACAUCUUUUAUCCAACUUUGAGGACUUCUUGGCCAGAGUGACGUCCCAAAUCAUUGAAGCCAACAAAGAGAAGAAGGAAAUGGAAAGUGCUCUUAAAAGGAAAGCAGCAACACAUGAUAAUGAGAUCCAACGCCUGUAUGAGGAAAUGGAACAGCAAAUAAAGAAUGAAAAGGACAAGGUGGUACUGCAGGACUAUGAGCGUUUUUUGUCUCGCAGUCAAGACCUGGAACUGCAGCUAUCAAGUAAGGAAAAGGAGCUCGAACAAAUCUUUCAAAAGCAGAAAAGGUUGGAAGGUCAAUGCCGGGAACUUCACAGUGAGCAACAUGUGACCAAAGUGGAGAACGUGAAGCUGAAACAGACAAAUGACGAGCUGGCGCGAGAGCUGGAGCACACCAGCCAGGAGCUGAUCCUAGCUCAGGAGCAGCUGGCUUUGCUGCAAGAGCAGUCCUCACGUCUUCAUGAGGAGAAAGAGAUGGAGAUAUACAGAGUUACUGAGGGACUGCAGAGAGAACGAGCCAGCCUCCUCAAACAGCUAGACCUUUUAAGAGAAAUGAACAAAUAUUUGCGAGAUGAAAGAGACAUAAGCUAUCAGAAACCAAAGAAUUCUACGCAAUCACUGAGGCUUUUGUCUGACGGUGGGCAACACACGGCCGCAGAUGUCUUCAAAAGAGAGGAUGAGGAGGAACUGACUCUGAACUCUACAAGGCAGCGCACAGCUAGUGGGUUAUACCAGCCAUCGAUCUCAGUACAGAAAAGAGGACACUUCCAGAGGAUCAUAUCUAUCGAGGAAGACCACCUCCCACAUCUACUGAAUAGAGGCCAGACCCCAAGCCAUCUUCAGAAGUUUGCUAAUGAAGAGGAUGACCCGGACACUGAAGAGACAAUAGACUUAGAGAUGAGUGAAAUUGACCCGCGUCCAUCAUCAGUGCAAAUGCAGAAGUCGGUGGAGAGUUUGGACAAAAGGAAAAUCCCAACAUCUCCAAGGGGUCAGCCUGUUGGCAAGGAGACCAGCAUCAAUGAGGAACAUGGCCCUUCAGUGCCCGACCGCCUCUUCAAAAUUGUCCUGGUGGGAAAUUCUAGUGUUGGAAAGACCUCCCUUCUGCGGAGGUUUUGUGAUGACUGCUUCCAUCCCGGCACUUCUGCAACUGUGGGAGUAGACUACAGUGUAAAGACGAUAACGGUGGACAACAGCCAGAUGGCACUGCAGAUGUGGGAUACAGCAGGACAGGAGAGGUAUCGAAGCAUCACCAAACAGUUCUUUCGCAAAGCUGACGGGGUGGUGGUGAUGUAUGACAUAACUUCAGAGCAGAGUUUCACAGCAGUCAGGCAGUGGCUGACAAGUGUAAAGGAAUGUGCUGGUGAAGACAUUCCCACCAUGCUCCUGGGGAACAAAACAGAUAUAGAGAUUGAAAGACAAGUUCAGCGGGAAGUGGGAGUGAGACUAGCCAAGGACUGUCAGAUGGCCUUCUAUGAAUGCAGCGCAUGCUCUGGAUAUAAUGUAGAGGAGUCCAUGGUUUAUUUAGCCAGAAUUCUGAAAGAGCAAGAGGACAGAGAGAAGGAGAAGACAGUCCAGCUGGUCAGCAGCCCCGCGGAGAAGAAGAGAUCCUGCUGCUGA